Messenger RNA from Recurvomyces mirabilis, 1839 nucleotides. RefSeq lists its product as uncharacterized. Bases 1 to 1839 code for a protein of 612 amino acids. Lineage: Eukaryota; Fungi; Ascomycota; Dothideomycetes; Mycosphaerellales; Teratosphaeriaceae. Gene Ontology annotation, molecular function: oxidoreductase activity; FAD binding. The transcript has 2 exons. The record is from RefSeq and is a predicted model, not a curated record.
AUGACCUACCUACGAUUCAUCACCAGCCUGCUGCUGGCAGCAUGUGGGACCAUAGCAGCACCGACGGGUCCCCAACGCAGAGCGUCAACGCCCAUAUCGUCCAUCACCGUUGCGCAAUGGGUGUCGUUCAACCAGUCCGUCAAUGGUCGACUGCAUGUCAACUAUCCGUUCGCCAAGCCAUGCUACAGUCUGUAUGAAGGCAAGACAUCAGCACCAAACACUGCUCAAUGCUCUGCUAUCCAAAACGGCUACACAGAUGAAGUCUACGUAGCCAGUCAGCCUGGCGGAUACAUGAAUACGAACUGGGGAUACUGUCAAGCCACAGCCCAAGAGUGCGGUCUCGACUUCAACCUGCCUCAAGAUCCAUUGUACUACACUCCACCAGCCAACUGUAGGCAAGGCGCUACACCAGACUACUAUGUCGAUGUCCAAGCAGUCUCCGAUGUCCAGGCCACUCUGGCCUUCGUGAACAAGACAGGCAUUCCACUCGUAAUCAAGAACUCCGGCCACGACUACAAAGGCCGCUCAUCCGCUCCCAACUCCCUGGCACUGUGGACACACAACUUACAGCCCGCCAUGAAGUUGACGAGGAACUUUGUCCCAGACGGCUGUACUGCACCCGCAGCCGAUGGCGUCACCAUGGGAGCUGGACAGGGUUUCGGUGACCUUUACAGCUUCGCCGAGGCCAAUGGUAUCACGAUCGUAGGUGGCUCCUCACGCACCGUAGGCGCAGUCGGAGGCUGGAUCAGUGGCGGAGGCCAUGGCGCCCUGUGCAACACUCUCGGCCUCGGCGUCGACAAUGUACUGCAGAUCAAGGCAGUCCUGCCGAACGGGACAUAUGUGACCGCCAAUCGCUGCCAGAAUCAGGACAUCUUCUUCGCCUUGCGAGGAGGCGGCGGGUCCACCUUCGGCGUCAACAUCGAGAUGACUACGACUGCGCAUCCGAAGACGCAACUCCAGGUGGCGUAUAUACGCUUCUUGUCUGCUGAUCUGGACAGCAUCAACAAGUUCAUCGCCGUCGCUGUCCAGAAUGGCGAUCAAUGGGCCAAAGAUGGAUGGGGCGGGUAUAUCUCACCCGGUGCAAUGUCCAUACUCGUCAGCGGUCUCGUGCUCUUCAAUCCCAAACUUACCCAUGCGGAGGCAGUCGCCAGUAUCAAGCCGAUGACCGAUUACGUCGCUUCUCUAGGUAACAUCGCGUUGAACAACGAAGUCGAUACUAGUCCGUCCUUCUACCAGGCAUACAACCAAUACCUCCUUCCCAACGAGGAGAAAGUCGGGAUUGGUCUCGCAGUAGGCAGCCGUCUGAUGCCGAGAUCACUCUUCACUUCUACCAGCGGCCAGCAAAGCCUGACCACUGCACUGGAGCAAGUCGGGAAACAAGUCGAGCCCAUUACCGGCACGACAGCCAACCCGGACCUAAAGGUCGUGAGCUACGGUGCACCGUACCAGUUCCUCGUCACGGCGCCGUCCUCAUAUCCGGACAACGACACGGUCGCUUCCUCGGUCACUCCAGCAUGGCGCGAUACACUCUGGCAUGUCAUUGUCGGCCAAGCCUUUGCCAAUAAUGCCGACGUAGGCACCAUCAACAAGGCCUUCGCAUCAGCACACUCUGCCGCCAAGAUCCUAGAGGGAGUGGCGCCGAACAGUGGAGCGUACCAAAAUGAAGCGGACGUGUUCCAGGAUAAUUAUAUCCAGGCUUUCUGGGGCCAGGAGAAAUACGAUAAGCUGUUGUCUAUGAAGAAGACGCUUGAUCCGGGCAAUCUGUUGACGUGCUGGGAAUGUAUCGGGUGGGAUAGUGGUGAUGCUCGGUAUGGAUGUUACCCUGCUGCGCCGUCCUGA